AUUCCGCUUCUUUGCAUUAUUUUCGCACAAAACAUUCUAGACGUGCAUGUACAAAGAGGCAGUAAAAUAAUUUUAAAGUAUUAAACUAUAUUUUUCACAAAAGUUAAACGAAUAAAACUAUACAAUAAAUCACAAUGAAUUUAUUAGAACUGCCAGAAUGCAUGUUGAUGGAGAUAUUUGAGUUUCUUACCUAUGAAGAGGUAUCGAAAAACCGACUAGUUUGUAGAAGAGUAAAUCAAAUUUGUCAACAAGUUUUAAAUGGAGGAUUCAGUCGAGCUGUACGUCAACACUCCACCAUUUUCAAACGAAUUAAGUCCAUGCUACCGCGUAGAGAAUCGGAGAGACGAAAUCACAGUUUAGCUCGACAUGCGGAUAUUCUUACAUCAAUAGAGACGCGUAUCUCUAUGCUCUCCAUGACGUAUAGCAAGUACAUAGAUCUGAAUCUAUGUUGUUUCAUACCAGGUCGAGUGCUUGAUGAAAUUUUCAGAAUUCUUAUAUUAGUGUCCAAAACGCGCAAAACACUUCGGCCACAUGAAGUGCUGCAGGAGUUACGCGACAUAUCUUCAAUGGCUAUAGAGCAUUUUGAUGAGAAAAUAGCCAAUAUUCUCAAGCCAUAUGUCGACGCAAGUAGCAACAGAUCUAGUGCAAUAGAUCAUAAGCGGUUAACGGCUACAAGUUCCGGAUUGGGUAGCAUAAGUUUCAGUGUUCAACAAAGUAACUCCAAUAUGUGGGCCCAGUCGAGUAGUAGCUCAAAAAUGUUGACACCCUCAACUCGUACAUCGCCACUAAAGAUGUCCUGCAAUAACUGCAAUGAAACUAUUCUUAACAGAAUGGCAACCCUUAUAAAUAUGAAGUCGCCCAAUUCAGACAGUUCCGAUUCAACGGAUUGGGAUUCCUUGUACACAACAGUGGGGGGAUGUUGUUGUUGCAAAACUUCUAAUAUGAAUUCAGACAAUGAGGUUAAACAGAAACGUAGCGGAUGCCCAGAAGCAAAAGCAACAAUGGCCAAAUACAAAAAACUUGAAUUAGAAUACAAAAAUGGUGUACAAAGAAUGAAUCGCAUGCAACAAAUACAGGUGCAGCAAUCACGUCGUUUACAACAAACCACAAAUACUAUAUCUACCAUGAGUACGCAAAUCACUGAAUUAAAAAAACGUUUGGAGGAUUUGGAUGCCAAAAAUCGCGAAAUAUCAGCCAAUAUUAAACAGAUUAACCCAGGUGCUGGAGAUUCGACUCCUACUACAAGUACUACUGGUGUUAUAGCUAAUCAAAAUGAAGAUGAUAUUACACUUGUUGACGAUGAUGAUGACACUUUAGAAGGGCCGUCAGUUGCUAAGAAACGUCGAUGCGAUGGUAUUCCAACGGUAAGAAUGAAAAUUCCGGAGUCAAAUGAAAAUCUGGAAUAGAGUCUUACUGAAAUGUAUAUGUUCCCUACACAAAUCAAAGGUAUUACAACUUCAAGCAAUGAUUAACAAAAAUAUAGGUAUGAAUAUUAAUGGGCAUAUAUUGAAAAAGGCUUCAAUACUACGUGGCGUGUGAUUGUGUUAAAUUUUUUGUCUUGAUAUUCAUUUCUAUGCCUUUUGCCCUAUUUACACUGCUACAAAUUUAUCAAGGUCCUAAUUUAGACAUUUUAAAUGGGAAAGUCUUAAUUUAUUUAAUUGUAAAUAUCUAAAAUAUUUAUUUAGCUAGAAAGAUCUGUAGUGUGGCGAAUGGCUGAGUAGAAUGUAUCUUGCGUAAAUAUGUUUAUAUAAAAACCUUACUUUACGAAAUAUUUGUAAACACCUAGCAGCUAUGUACUUGUAUUUUUACCUUGCUUAAAUAAAUUGACUUAUGCCUAUA
Molecule: messenger RNA, 1839 nt
Organism: Zeugodacus cucurbitae (melon fly)
Lineage: Eukaryota; Metazoa; Arthropoda; Insecta; Diptera; Tephritidae
Gene: pall
Exons: 4
Coding region: 135-1406 (423 amino acids)
Biological process (GO): protein polyubiquitination
Molecular function (GO): protein binding
Source: RefSeq, a predicted model, not a curated record